ACUUCAACGGCAAGGGUUGCCGUAUUGCUGUAUCGAUUAAACUGCUUUGUCGUCGGCGAUAAUUUUUUCUAGUGGUUAAUUUCUUAAAAAAUUCUCGAAAAUAUUAAAAUUAGUGCAUAUAAUUUGCACUAAAAUAGAAAAUAAAUGUGUAGCUCCACAUUUGUUAGCCGAUACGUCCGCGUUUGAACUUCCGAUUGCAUAAUUUGCGGAGUUUUUAGUGGCGGUAGUGAAAAGUGAUUUCACAAAACGACGAAGAAAGAAAUAAUAUAGAGACGUUCACGUAUAAGUGCGCGUGUGUUUGUGUGUGAGUUUCCAAAUACUCGUGGCUUCUUCAUGGCAAAUUGAAAAGAAAAAUUUCUUCGAUCCGAUUCGUGGAAAUUACGAAUAUCCCUUCCCAAAGCAAACACUAUAUAUUGUGUCGAAAAAUUCCGUCAAUUUGGUUACGAGAAAUUUGUCAUCUGUUUUGACAAAGGGAAAAAUAACCAUUCCUGAUCGAUUUUGGAUGCAUGGUAGUGUGUAUAGAUUAACAAGCAGCAGUAGCAGCGGAACAUAGCGCCGACGCCGUAUCUCAACAGCAACCGAACAGCGUCAAAAGUAUCAAAACAACGCACCUAAACAGCAAUAACAAGCGUCGGCAUUCAUUGUCAGCAGAGCAAGCGUCGUCGUUGUCGUCGUAAUAGUGCAUACCUGUACUUUUUCUCUUCUCAAUGUAUGCAUAGCAAAAAUAUUACAAACAAACAACAAAAACAACAUUAAGAGAUAAAAUUGGAAAGUGAUGCUUAGUGUAUAAAUGCUGAAUUUUGUUUUGCCCCGUGUUUUGUUUAAAGUUCCCCCCUCAUCAUCACCACAUUACUAUUCCUCAUCCAAUCUCCUACAUACCCAAAUUCCUUGGUUGUGAUAAAAAAUGAGUGGGAUACCAAGUCCGUCACCUGUGCGAAGCAAUAAUGGUGACCGCGACAAAGAUUCCAUGUGGUAUUUUACCGCCGAAGAUUUGGCGAAUUCGCCCAGCAGGCGCUACGGCAUCACGCCUGAUCAGGAAUUGUCUUAUCGCCAGAUGACCGCUUAUCUUAUACAGGAUAUGGGCCAAAGGUUGCAAGUCUCACAAUUAUGCAUCAACACUGCCAUCGUGUAUAUGCAUCGUUUCUAUGCAUUUCAUUCGUUUACACAUUUUCAUCGCAAUAGUAUUGCUGCCGCAAGCCUGUUCUUGGCUGCCAAAGUGGAGGAGCAGCCACGUAAAUUAGAGCAUGUCAUAAGGGCGGCAAAUAAGUGCCUAAGUCAGCCGACUACCUCUACAUCGGAUGCCUAUUACGUGGAACAGGCUCAAGAUUUGGUCUUCAACGAAAAUGUCCUACUUCAAACAUUGGGAUUUGAUGUGGCCAUAGAUCAUCCACACACUCAUGUCGUGAAAACAUGUCAUCUGGUUAAGGCUUGCAAAGAACUGGCCCAAACUUCCUAUUUCUUGGCAUCGAAUAGUUUGCAUUUGACUUCAAUGUGCCUGCAAUAUAAGCCCACUGUUGUAGCCUGUUUUUGCAUUUAUUUGGCUUGUAAAUGGUCUCGAUGGGAGAUUCCUCAAUCUACAGAGGGGAAACAUUGGUUCCAUUAUGUUGAUGAGACGGUGACGAUGGACUUACUUAAGAAGCUUACGGACGAAUUUAUUACGAUAUAUGAAAAGAGUCCUGCCCGACUCAAAGCUAAGCUGAAUUCCAUAAAGGCUAUGGCCCAAGGGGCCAGCAAUAACCGUCAAGGACAAGUAAAAGAAAAGAAAGGUGAACAAGAUUGGAAGAUGGCUGAUAUGAUGAAAAUGUAUCAACCAGCUGGCGACAAUGGUCCUGUGAGUGGUGCGAGUAGUUCACAAUCAUCCUCUCAGUACGGAGGACAAGGGUCAGCGGCAAACGAUCAAUCGCAACAGAACAUGGCGGCUUCAAUGCUACCGCCGCCACCACACCAACCACCACCACCUCAGCAAAUGCGUAAAUCUGAAAUGCACUCUUCCUCCAGUCAGCAUCGCUCUCACCACAGUUCUUCAUCGUCCUCCUCGUCAUCGUCUUCACACCAUCCCCCCAAAAUCGGCUAUCCAGCUGGAGAUGUUCCCGACCACAAGCUCAGUGCCGGACACAAACAACAACAACAGCAGCAGCCACCAUAUGGUACAAAUCUUGUUAAUCGGCAAAGAGAUCACUCAUCGUCUUCGAGUCAUAACCAGUCAUCGAUGAUGGCCCCAUCUUCAAAGUCAUCAUCGUCAAGCUCUUCAUCGAGAUCAUCAAUGUCGAGCGGCAUGGUUGGACAACAAUUACCUCGUCAAUCCUCACAAGGCCAUUCAAUGGAUGUGAACUACCACAAAUCUAGGGAUCGUAAUAUUCCACCGCAACCUACUGGUUCACACAGUCUACCGCCGCAUAGUUUGCCCCAUAAAAUGGCUCAAAAGCAACAGGAUUCAGGUCGUUCUAUGGCAAAAGAUCACUCUGGCCGGAUGCCUGCGGAACAGCAACAACAGUCUAAGCAAAAUAGCAGCAGUAACAAUAAAGCAAUUUUUUCUUCCUCAUCGUCAUCUUCGCAGCAAUAUGGCAGUACCCAACAAAUUCCUCCAGGUGGUGUGCCCAAUCAAGUGACAAACAAAUUGGAAGCCAUACAUGAUAUGUCACGCAAUAUGAUGCAGCAACAUUUAUCCAGAGGCUAUAAUCAGCCUCCGCCAUCACAGCAAUCAACAAAUGGUCCUCCAAAUAACUUACUCAGUUUUCAUCAGCAACAGCAGGGAUCACGUCAUAGCAGCAGCAGUAACAGCAACAACAAUAACCUUAGUAAUAGUAGCAGUCUUAAGCAUGAACAAUCUAAACAACUUUCCGUCCAUAUGCAACAGCCCACACAAACUUCAACACACAACCAUAAACAAUUGAUUCCACCGGAGUCGAGUUACUCCGGCAUGCCACCAACACAGCACGAUAUGCAGCAACAAUCCCAUACAGCAUCUUCGUUAAGCAAUAACUAUUGUAAAAUUGAACCAUUACCGCAUUCCGGCGAGGACCACACAAUGCAGCAGUUCUCCUCUCACCAGAAUCCUGUCACAAAAACUGUGAGCUCCAUGUUUAGUCCUGAGUGGAAUGAAAAAGUGCCCGAACAACAGGAUACACACGCUCAACAGCAACAAUCUCAUCCGCCUCAACAACAAUCCAAGCAACAUCAAAUACCGCAAAAUCUUAACUAUACCAAUAAUGGAGGCAUGUCACAUAAUCUUAAUGCUGCCGAUGGUUAUGCAGGUUAUAAACUAGCUGCCACUAAAGAAAGUCCACCAAAGGUCAAAGUCGAAAAAGACACACCUUCAAAGAAAGACAAGAAUCGUUCCUCCUCCAAUAGCCAACAAGAUCCCUCGCCCAAUUCGGGUCGCAACAAUACAUCGUCGUCCGGAGUAAAUCAACCCCAGCCAAUGUUGAAGUCUGUGAAACUCGAAGGUCAAAUGUCAAGCCUCAACGAACUUGCUGGUACAAGUAAUGCUGCUGGUAGUAUUGGCAGCGGCGGUGUUAAGAGACCCAAUGACCAACAGGCUGUCAAAUCAGAAGACGAUAUUCAUUUACGUGAUAGCAAAAUUCGUAAACUGGACAAUGCAGGCGACACAGGCAAACAUAGCCAAGUGGUUAAUGGUAUUGAAACUAAUCCGGAUUUGGUUCGAAAUCUCCUGAAGGAAAGCCUUUGUCCACCGGCCGUUUUGUUGAAAACUGAAAAUUCAAUUAUAACUCCUAGUUUGCAGCCACCAGCCGAACUUUUCGAACCUACGGCCACCAGCACCACCACUACCUCAGUCCAAAAUCCUGCACAUAAUACCUCUAGUUCUUCGGCAACUGCGGCCAAUGCAGCACUAUCUGGAAAUUCAGAUGUAAGUGCCAUGGAAACUGAAGAUCAUGGUACAAGUGGAGGUAAAUCUGAAAAGAAGAAAAAGAAGGACAAGCACAAGCAUAAGGAGAAGGAUAAGGACAAGUCAAAAGACAGGGAAGAACGCAAGAAACAUAAAAAGGACAAAGAUCGCCACAAAGACAAGGAAAGAGAGAAAGAAUCGGAAAGCGCAGAGCAUGUUAAGAUUAAGAUAUCCAAGGAAAAACUGGAAUCUGCGGGAGAACCAAUUGGUUUUAAAAUUAAAAUACCUAAGGAUCGAAUUAUGGGAGAUCUUAGUUCACAGCCAACAACAAGCCAUUCUUCACACACAGAUGCUGCCCCGCCAGUCUUAAAAAUUAAAAUAUCUAAGGAUAAACUUGAAACGUAUAGCAGUGGAACUUCGUCAUCAGAUCACAAUGUGGGUGCACAGGCAACACAUCCAUCAUACAGCCAUAAUAGUAGUAGUCAAUCUUCUUCGGCAUAUGCGCCAUAUGGCGGAUCUUCACACUCAAGUUCAACGAACCCACAUUCGAGUAGCAGUAGCAGUAAAAAGAAAGAUCGUGAUCGCGAAAAGGACCGUGAGCGUGAUAAGGAGAAGAAGCGACAUGAAUCGUCCUCCAAAUCGAGCUGUGGCAGUGGCAGUAGUAGUUUAAACCCGAACGUCAAUACAGGCAGUAUGGGCCCAGCAGCGAAUGGUUCCCUUGCCGGAGGAAGCCAUAGCUCCAGCUCUAAUUCAGGCGGUACCAGCAAUGGUGGUAAUGGAACAACACAAAAAACUCAAUAUUCUAGCAAGUUUUGAAAGGAUCUUUAACUAUAGACUUUCGAAACAGUAAUAGCACCGAAGAACCAAAUAAAGCCAGAGAUAAACAUAAGCGAUGAUUUAUACAAAACAAAAAAGUAAAAUCAUAUGUUUAAGCUAUAAACAAGUGUUGAAUAAUUAAAUACACACAUACAUAUUUAUAUUUAUAAAAAACAACAUAAGAGUACUCUUAUCUAACAAAAAUUGUUAAACAUUACAGAAUCUUCAAAGAGAUACAACACAUACAUACAUACAUGCUACAUAAUAUCCACUAUUGCAACUAAAUCAUAUAUCUAUGACAAAGAAAAAUUCUAAAGACACACAAAAGAACAAACCACAAAACAUGUUGAGUGUAUUCUAUUCUAUUUGUUGACAACUUAAAAACCAGAAAGUUAAUGUUAUAAAAAAAGAAAUGUUUUUAUCCAAACACUUAAAAUGAUUAUAAAAUACCUAUACACUUUUCCACUUGUAAACAACGUCAUUGCAAAGUAAUGCAAAAAAAUGGAAUAUAAUUGAUAUGCUUUCUAAUGAGAAUUGCAAUUAAUGGGUGAGCAUUAGGAACAAAGAAAAACACAAAAACUGAAAAAACAAAUAGAAUCUUUAACGACAACCGUUUUGUCGAAUCUUAAGUAUGUGACUGAAGAAAUAUUCAAAAAAUAUUCCACAAAUAUUAAAUCAGCUUCUUCAGCUAUUCGAAGAAAAAUUAUAAAAAAUAGAAGGAUUUGCCUUCAAAAUAAUGAUGACCACAGCAUCAAACAAUAAAAAAAAAAAAUGGAAAAUAACUUGAACUAAUGUUAAUUCUAUUUUUUCCAAAAGAUAUGUAUUGUAUUACAUAACAAUAUUUAUUUGGAUCAAACAACAACUACUAUUUGGAUUAUACAUAAAUUAUAACCUCAAAAGUUCCCUAACUUAAGGGACUUGCAAUAUAAUAACUUUAAUAAUUUUGUUAUUAACAAAUGCCGUUUAAAGAAAAUUUGUUGAAUUUGUUUUUAAAGAAUACUAUUUAUAAGUUCGGAUUUUAUAUAUUUUAGAUAUAUUCAAUACACUAUAUAUUUGUUAUUAUGUAUUAAAAAAAGAAACAAACAGAUUGUGUUCCCAAAUAUAGUUCAAUUUCCUUUUUUUAAUAAUAAAACACAACAACUGGGCAAAGAAUAUUUCGCAAUCGCUUAUAAUUUCUAAUUAUUUCUAAAUAAAUUGCAAUUCUUUAUUUAGGGUCUUUAGAAACCUGUGUUCGCCAUUCCCUUUUCAAAUUAUCCCUUUUUUAAAAUGAUUUAAAUGUCGAAGGUAGAAGGAGCUCAGGAGGUGAUAUUGCACUUCUUGGUAUGGAAAAAGCUGCCCUGGCUUUCCUUAGAAGUAGGUGGAAAUGUUUUAAAAUCUCCGAGUAUUUUCACUCUAUGUUACCUUCAAGGCUUUAAAUAAAAAGCUUUAUUUAGGUGUUUCGUCAGUAAUAAAACAUGUUGGAUUGUCAUUUAAAAUACAUACAUCAUCUAUUAACCCACUUUAAUUGUACUUUAAAAUGAAAAAAAAAACAAGUUUCUGGCGAAUACAAAACCAAAGAAGAUUUCAAUUUUUUUUACUUUGCACUAUUUUAACAGGUCCGUACGUUGAUUUUUAUACCCUCCACCAUUCUAUUAACUUUGUCAUUCCGUUUGUAACUCCUCGAAAUAUUCAUAAUAGACCCUACAAAGUAUAUAUAUUCUAGAUCAGCGUAAAAUUCUAAGACUAUUUAUCGAUGUCCGUCUGUCUGUUGUAAUCAUGCUACCUUUCGAUCGAAUUGAGAUAGAAGGCUAAAAUUUAGCAUACAUGCAUAGUUUACCAGUAGGCAGCUUAAGUUCCUAAAUGGGCCAUGUCGGUCCACGUUUUCGUAUAGCCCCCAUAUAACGGUACCUCCCUAAAUUCGGUAUUUUCAUAAUUUUAGCGAGAUUAUUUACCAGAAUUAUUUAAAAUUUCGUAUUUGAAGUUCGUAAUGGGUACUACAGUCUAUGACCAAAUUUUUUGUAUGAUACUCCGUAUUUUCAUGAUUUUUGCGACGUAAUUCACCGUAAUUAUACAAAUUUCGUAUAUGAAGUCCGUAAUGGGCACUAUGACAAAAAAUUUCGUAAAUUUCACAUCUUCGUGUAGUCCCUAUAUAAAGGAUUUCAUUUAAAUGGUAGUUUUGGGAUUUUUUUUUUUUUUUUCGAAAAUUUUCAAUUUACUUCGAAAUGGUGGAGGGUAUUAAAAGUUCGGCCCGGCCAAACUUAGCUGCUUUUAACUUGUUUAAGUUACUCCACAAAGUUUCGUCAACAAACAUUCUCGUCUACUGUGAGAAUAGUUGUUACUGUGAAGUCCAAUUUACAAAGAUUCCACAAAAACUGGAAUAAAUAUCUUGCUUUCUUUGCUCCUGAUACAAAAAACUGGAUCGGAAUGCCGGAGCAGUUAUAUUGUACCCCGUUGUCACGUUUUUGAAACAAACCCGUUUUUGACAAAAAAAUCUCUGAAAUGUAUUCCAAUCAUAACUAAAAACCACUGAAAUAUGAAAAUGUCUUUUGCGUACAUUAUUUGCAAGGGUAAAGCAAAAUUUACAGUUAUGAAGAAUAAAUUAUUGGAAAAGAGAGCCGCAGGACAAAUGAAAUUAACCCAUUCUAACUCCUAUCUUCCCACAGAACUAAAUAUGGAGAUUAUUGUUGAGGAAUAGAAAAAGGUAUCAAUUUUCAGAAUGGGGUAGCAGUUAUUGCGAAGUGAAAGUGAGAAUUUUUGUGGACAGCAACCUGCUUUAAUCAUCAUAUAUGCGAAAUUUUCUUCGAACCAUUUCCACACCUAAUAUCAAAGAAAUUAUAGAAAACUUGGUUUUUCCCCAAAAUUUAGUUUAAAAAACGUUUAAAUUUGCUUAAAAAAGCAUGCAAUUUAUUUGGAAGUCAUAAUAUUUCAAAUUUUAAAUUAUACAUUUAAAAUAUAUCAUCUUAAUUGUACUUCUUAGAGUUAUAAAUAAUUGCAACACAUAAAAUUGCCAGUUGUUGUUUUAUUUACAAACACAACAGAGUUUUUUCUUUAAAUCGGCAUUUUUAUUAUUUAUUAUUAAAAAAGUAGACAAUUUUCAUGAAAUGCAUUCGCUCAAUAAAACCCUCCACUACUUUAUUUGUUUUCCAGUUGACAAAUCUUAAGAAACGUUAUUUAAAAAACUUUUUUGGCCGUUAUAUACAUUGAAUCAAGAAACAAUUCCCAAAAACCAAUUACCCAUAGUUUCCAGGAAUAUGCAAGAAAAUUAUAUAUAUGUAUGUAAUUACUUCCUUUAAAUAAACGUUAUUUUAAAUUCAUUAAUUGGUGGCAAUUCAAAUGAAAUGUUCAUUUAAAAAUUGAAAAAAAAAAAAAACAAAUAUAAAUAUAAUUAAAUAUUAAAUUGUUAAUUUUAGUUUUUCCUUUCUUUUAUCAAAUAAGACUAUAUGCCUUACUAAUCGUAUAUGCUUGAGUUUGAUUUUUGGACAAUUCUGAUAUAGCCAAAAUACAAGCAAUUAUUAUCUUGAUUAAUUUCUUUAAGUUAAAGCUUUAUUAUGAAUUUUCUUAUUAUUUAAAAGGUUUUUAUUUAAUUUUUUUAUACAGAAAAUACCAAUACAUUUGCUAAAAAUAUUAAAAAUAAAAAUACACAUAAAUAAAACAAAAUAAAGCAACUGCUAUGUAAAUAUAUAAAGAAAAUAAUUUAAAAUUUCAUGCAAAAUAAAAACGCAAAAUAUAUGGGAGAAAUUCACCAAAUAAUUCCUAAAACAAACAUUGAAUUACAAAUAAAUAUCUCAUAAUACACAAAAUGGAAAAUUGAAAUGUUUAAAAGAAAUUUAAAACAAAAAACUACAACAACUAAAUAAUAUUAUAAUGAUAAGAAACAAAGAAAUGAAAAAUAAAACAAAAACUGAAAACGAAAGAAACAGAAAACAA
Messenger RNA from Musca domestica (house fly), 8569 nucleotides. Its product is annotated as cyclin-T-like. The coding region runs from base 905 to 4663 and encodes 1252 amino acids. The record is from RefSeq and is a predicted model, not a curated record. NCBI's taxonomy places the organism in Eukaryota, Metazoa, Arthropoda, Insecta, Diptera, Muscidae. Gene Ontology annotation, biological process: regulation of transcription by RNA polymerase II; positive regulation of DNA-templated transcription, elongation. Gene Ontology annotation, cellular component: cyclin/CDK positive transcription elongation factor complex; nucleus. The transcript has 6 exons. Gene Ontology annotation, molecular function: cyclin-dependent protein serine/threonine kinase activator activity.